Cetraspora pellucida is the source of this 3618-nucleotide messenger RNA. NCBI's taxonomy places the organism in Eukaryota, Fungi, Glomeromycota, Glomeromycetes, Diversisporales, Gigasporaceae. The record is from the annotation of a GenBank genome assembly.
AUGGCUUGGAGAAACGUUAAAAAAUUGGGCAAUAUCAUUAAUGAUGUUCGGUCUUCCUCAAAGAUCGUUAAAUCUCAAAAUACUGCCAUAUCUUCCCGUGACUCUUUACCUAAUGAUGACAAUCUGGUUUCUUCCUCAACUGUUCAAGAUUCUAAUUAUGCUGCUUAUAGUUGCGGUACGCGUUCGAGUUUAAGUGAUAUUCAUAGCGAAUUACAUGAUGCGAGUGAGUUACUUUAUCUUCAGCUGCCAGAAGAUGUUAAAUUGGUUUUGGAUAGACUUCGGAAUUUACAGCGUGCUGAAAAUUCUGUCUUAUUUUAUGAUAAAAAAUUGCCGAAUGGUGAACGUCAGGCUCUUUCAGUAAUACACGAAAAUAUGGAAUGUCAUUAUGCUGGUCGUUCCGAUCAACUUCCACAUUCCCGUUAUUAUGCCCGUCUUUCGCAUUCCUCUGCUUCAACCUUUCAUUCUGAGUCAUCUGAAUCAUCCUCAAAGCAUUCCUCAUUAGUAAAAGUUUUGGGCGCCUCUAGUCUCUUGACUAAAAUAAUCGGUUCUAUAUUAUCUCAUCAUCAUGAUGUUCUAAUGAAUUCACUUACUGAUUCUACAACCUUGGAGAAUUUUCAUCUGCUAUGUGCACAAGUGUCUAAGGAGGCAAAGGAACUAGCCAAACAGAUAAGGAGAAUUACUACCCAAGGAAAAACAGAUGAGUUGGUAGAAUAUGGUCAGAUCGUUUACAAUGAGUUAGUGUCUCAUGCAAAUAAUUUGGUGGAAGCAUUAGACCUGUUUGUAAAUUUUGUUCAUCUUCAUCUCCCACAAAAUUAUGAAGGGCCAUCGAAGUUGAUUUUAACGUAUUCGGUAAAUGCACAACCAAACGAGCCCUUGACAACUGAAGAACAAAAACAUAAAAAGCGACGUUCAGAUGCGAAGCAAUCAAUAAAUGACCUAAAUGUGACGUCUGAUAAUUCGGAUCGUUUAAGUGGACACAGUACUGUGUCAUUUGAAAGGGGACAAUCUCCUUUAUCACAUAAAUUUAAUGUCGGCUUGUCUUCUUCUUGGCGAUCGCGAAAUGAAAGUACUGAUUCCGAAUUAUCUAUUGCAUCCGUGGCUACUAUGCCGAUAAUUUAUUCUAAAGAAAGAAAAAUCACCUUCUCGGAAAGUUCUUCUUUGCACAAACCUCGUUUUCACAACCACAUAUCUCCACUGUCAAAUAACCGUCUUUACCGCAAGAAUAUGGAUCUUUCUAUUGAUACUUCAUCUAAAAAUGAUCCAUCUCCUUUUUAUUCUUCUCCAAAUACUCCAAAUACUCUUAAUAGUAAUUGUAGCAUUUCAUUUAACCAUCGAAAUCGCGACAGCUAUUUACGUUUUAAUAACGAGCCUGUAUCACCUGCAUUGUCUAAUUCGAGUAAAGGCUCUAAAUUUAAAGAAAUGUUAGACGAAUCAUCUUUUAAACCGUCUUUAGGAUGUAACAUCGAUCAAGAUACCAAAAAAAAUCGUACUAGAACCCAAUCAUUUAUCUCUAGAUUUAUGUCUAAUAGUCGUCUAUCAAGUUCCCCUCCAUUAUCACCUAUAUCAACACAUUCUCUCUACAUCCCUUCAAAUAAGACCUCAAAAUCUUCUUUAUCUAUAGGAAAUAGACGAAAAAGUAAAGAAAACUUGACUGAUUCUGAAAGAGAAAAUGAACCAAGACCCCGUCGUGUUUCAAAUCCAAGCACAAAACCUCAUUUCUUCAAACAUCUUCAUCUGCCUUCUCGUAAAGGUAAAGUUUCCGAAAAUACCGCCCGAACUACGAAUUAUUGGCCGGUAACUGAGGAUCCUUUAGUCUCUGAAUCUCCUACGAACAAAAAUCCAAAUCGUUUUUUCAGAACUCCUUCAUUAUCCGGUAAACGUCCUAAACUACAUAAAAUUAACAGUGACACUGAUUUAAGAAGCUUACGAAAAAUGUGGGCAGAACGUGAACAAACAUCUCCUUUAUCUGCUCAUGUGGAGGAAGUUCGGGAAGAUCCUAAUAGAAUUGAUAAUUGUCCUUCAGUCGAAGUUUGUGAUGAAAAUCUAAGAGAAAGUUUACUUCGUAAAAUCCAUGGUGAUAUGGAAUCAGACCAAACAAAUGAUGACAAAACCUUAAAUAAAUUAUCAGAUAUUAAUGAUUCACGUGAUGGUGCUUUGCUUACAAAAGUAGAUGGAAGUACACAUAUCGUAGAAACACUUGAAAACUUACUAUCCAAGCUGGUUGAUGAAAAUGAACAAGAGAAUUUUCAAAUUGAUCUCCAAUUACGCUACCAAUUGCAAAGUUUCUUGACAGAGGAAGUUAGUGACGCAGAAUUUCAGGAGGAUGUCGAUCGGAUACUUUCGAGUUUCGAUUUAAAUCUUCAAAGGAAGGUUGCGCCGCCACGUGAUUUUAUUCACUCAAUAUCAAGCGGCAAUUCUGAGAAAGCAUUUCAAAAAUCUCCAAAAUCAUCACCAGUUAUGCAAGACUCUUCACCACUUUUGGAAUUUGAGGCAGAGAAUAUAGCAAAAUACCUUACGUUAAUGGAUUUUAAUGCAUUAAAAUCUAUAACGUUCUUUGACUUUAUUACAGUCUGGUGGAGAAAGCGACAAGCAUUUGAGUCUCAGGGAAGUCCAAAUGCGGCUCUCAAAGAUCAACAAUUUGGCCUUAUGGAGAGUCAACUGGAUGCCUUUACUAGGAGAUCUAAUAUGUUAAGUCAUUGGAUAGCUCAUGAAAUAUGUAGUUUGAAAACAGUAGAAGCGAGACAAGCAAUACUUCGCAAAUUCAUUGAUACUGCCAAGUAUUGUCGAGAAUUUAAUAAUUUUCACACAUCAAUGUUCAUCGCGUUAACUUUGAAUUCGAAGCCGGUACAACGGCUCAGAAUGACCUGGGAAUCAUUGUCAAAUCAAGAUUUUAUGAAUCUGGAUAGUAUUGAAGAACUAAUUGAUCCAUCAGGGAAUAUGCGAAAUUAUAGAACAUCAUUAGAACGUGCUAAAUGUCCUAUAGUACCAUUUUUUGCUUCUUUUCUCAAGGACAUAACUAUUAUAAUGGAAGGUGUACCAACCUUUUUACCAGACAAUAGUUUUCGAGAUAAACAAUUUCAAAAUCCUUCAGCAACCACAACACCAACCACUGAAUAUAGUCAAGAAUCUCAUGGGUUACGAGUGGCACCAAAUUCCCCAAUACCAUCGCCAACUUUUUUGGAUGAACAAUAUACAAGACCUGAAUUAAUAAACUUUGAAAAAUUUAGAUCACUUAAAAAGAGUGUUUAUAAUAUUAAAAGAUACACAUCAAAAAGUUAUCCUUUUGAAAAUCAAUUAUCGCGACCGACUACUAUUACUGUUACACUUUCAUCUGAUAAUAAUACAACAGUACCUUCGGUGAAUACUCCUUCGUUAUCAACAACGAGUAUAAUUAAUACCACAUCAACGUCAUCGAACAUUCUUAAUAAUAAUAAAACAUAUUCAAGCUCAUCAUUGGAUUAUAUAGGUGAAAUAAUAGAAAGGCGUUUAUAUGAAGCAGCAGGAUUGAUAUUUGGUGGUAAUGUAGCUCAAAUAGCGACGUCUGAUGGUGGUGAACUAGAAGCUGAUUUAAUGGCGUUAUCACUAGAAGCCGAACCUGGUGUUACGUCAGCGCAGUAA